CGACUUUUUAAGUAGCAUAAGAAAUAUUGUUGGGCGAAUAUCAGAAGAACGUAGCCUUUGCAUUGGCUUAUAGAUUUUAGUGAUGAUAUAGAGAUGAGCUCCACCGGGUCCCUUACAGGCUUCCACAUUCCUCACCUUGCAACGGGAGAGACCCCCAGAAUUCGUGUGGAUAGAGCCUGUAUCGAAUCUCAUCCAGCCGCAGAAAUUUCGACCAGUAACAGUCUGGUGGCACCUGGUGAGCGGACGGACAAGAAAAAUAAUGGGUCCAUCAGGACCCACAUAAAACGGAAGGCUAAGUGCAUGAAGAAGGACUCGUUGGAGGCUGACGGCGAAUUGGUCUUGUUUCCCGGACGCGACGAGAGCUAUCCGGAGGAGUUGAACAGGCUUAUUGGACCACUGAACUGUCAGCUGUGUAAGGUGCAGAUGACCUCGAGAAAGUGCGCCCGGGAUCACUACGAAUCGAAGGCCCACGACCGACACAUCAGCGCCUGGCUGGUCAAGAACUACACGGAGGUGGGUCUGAAGGCACCUCCAGUGAAGCGGCUGGCCAAGCAAGGACCAACCGGCCCAAAUGCCUUUCACUGCGACCUGUGCGACCUGGACCUCACCUCCUCGAUGCACGCCCGCCAGCACUUCUUGGGUCGAAAGCACAUGCGUGUGGAGCAGGGCACCGCGAAGCCCUCCGGAGCCAGGAACUGCGAUACGUCGGAUGGUCGUCACGGCAUAGGAAGUCUGUUCCCCAAGACGGAGGGCUUAACCAAAGAUUCCCCUACGGACGUAUUACUAUCAGAGAACAGCGUGAUCAAGCGCACCUGCAACCUGUGCAAAAUAAUGGUCACCUCUGCUGCACAAAUGCAGGCCCACUUGGCUGGAGCCAGGCACCAAAAGAACUUUAGGACCUCUGGGCAGGAUCAGGAUCAGUCGGAAGAUGUUCGUCUUCCGGAGGCGCCUACCUCUGAAACGAAGAAAUUGGAUGCCGCGGAACUGGCCUUGUAUCGCACUCCAAUGGGUCAGUACUACUGCCAGACCUGCGACAUGAUGAUGAACCAUGAGACCAUCUUGCAACAGCACUUUAUUGGCAAGAAGCACUUGAAAAGGGUUAAAAAUCUUUCCCAAACUGAGAAGACCGUGUAAAGAAUUUAUUUGAUAUUCGCUAAGCCUAAGCCACGAGUUCCCGUUAGUAGUGCCGUUGAUUUACCAGCUUGAAGCUA
Molecule: messenger RNA, 1211 nt
Organism: Drosophila mauritiana
Lineage: Eukaryota; Metazoa; Arthropoda; Insecta; Diptera; Drosophilidae
Product: zinc finger protein 346
Exons: 2
Coding region: 94-1134 (346 amino acids)
Cellular component (GO): nucleus
Molecular function (GO): zinc ion binding; nucleic acid binding
Source: RefSeq, a predicted model, not a curated record